UUCGAAACAUCGAUGUAUCUUUAGAAUUCCUAAAAGUUCGUUUGGAGAAUUCUUCGCCACGUUGUGAUUUAAUUGUGACAACAGAAAACCACAAUGGUUUUGGAUUUGGAUUUGUUUCGCAGCGAUAAGGGCGGAAACCCAGAUGUCAUUAGAGAAAAUCAGAAAAAACGUUUUAAGGACUUGGCUCUUGUGGAGGCAGUCAUCCAACAAGAUGCCGAAUGGCGUCAUCGACGACACCGUGCAGACAAUUUAAACAAAAUAAAAAACCUAUGCAGCAAAGAGAUUGGUGAAAAAAUGAAGAAAAAAGAACCACAAGGAAAUGAAGCAGAAGAAGUUCCUGAUACUAUUUUAAAAAAUUUGAUUGAGCUCACUUCUGAAUCAUUGUGUCCCUUGUCGGUAAAUCAAAUAAAAAAGGUUCGGAUUCUACUUGAUACAGCAAUGACGGAUAAUGAGCAAUGUCUUCAGAAAGCAGAACAGUUGCGCAAUAAUGCUUUGCGUGAGGUCGGUAAUCAUUUACAUGAGUCAGUGCCGGUUUCUAAUGAUGAAAAUGAAAAUCGAGUAGAGCGCACGUUUGGUGAUUGCCAACAUCGUGGAAAAUAUUCGCAUGUAGAUCUAAUUGUAAUGAUAGAUGGCAUGAACGCGGAAAAGGGUGCAGCAGUGUCUGGUGGUCGUGGAUAUUUCUUAACUGGCCCAGCAGUUUUCCUUGAGCAAGCGCUGAUUCAACAUUCACUGCAUAUGUUGAGCAAUCGUGGUUAUACGCCACUGUAUACCCCUUUCUUUAUGCGUAAAGAUGUGAUGCAGGAGGUAGCACAACUUUCUCAAUUCGAUGAGGAACUAUACAAGGUGGUAGGAAAAGGUAGCGAACGUAGCGAUGAAACGGGGGUCGAUGAAAAAUACCUUAUCGCGACUUCCGAACAACCAAUAGCUGCAUACCAUCGUGAUGAGUGGUUGCCGGAAUCUUCACUGCCAAUAAAAUAUGCCGGUUUGUCCACUUGUUUUCGUCAAGAGGUUGGUUCCCAUGGACGCGAUACGCGUGGAAUUUUCCGGGUUCAUCAGUUUGAAAAAGUAGAACAGUUCGUACUCACUUCUCCAUACGACAAUAAAUCUUGGGAGAUGAUGGAUGAAAUGAUUGACAAUGCAGAGAAGUUCUGUCAAUCACUAGAUAUACCAUAUCGUAUUGUAAACAUUGUAUCUGGAGCACUUAAUAAUGCCGCUUCUAAGAAACUGGACUUAGAAGCGUGGUUUGGCGGCAGCUGUGCAUUCCGAGAACUUGUUUCCUGUUCGAAUUGUUUAGAUUAUCAAGCCCGAAGAUUGCUCGUGCGCUACGGCCAAACGAAAAAAAUGAACUCGGCUGUCGAUUAUGUUCAUAUGUUAAACGCUACAAUGUGCGCAACUACACGAGUUAUUUGUGCUAUUCUGGAGAACCAUCAAAGUGAGACUGGUGUGCGAGUGCCAGAACCGUUGAAAAAAUAUAUGCCAGAAAAAUAUAAAAAUGAAAUUCCAUUUGUUAAGGCUGCACCUAUUGAUGUUGAGGCAGCCGCAGCAAUUGGCAGGAAAGUUAAAGGCAAGAAGGACCCUGCUGCUUAGAAACUACAUACAAACCAAUAGUUGUAUGCCUAGCAUUUAUUGUUGUGGCCACAUUUUAAGAAUGUAAGUCAAGCUGGCUUGUGAGGGGUGGGCUUUAGAUUGGUAAGCCCGGAGUACAGCAUUAAGGAAAAUAUGGGAGGUAGAGGGGGGCCUAACAGUUCCCUGUGUGAAGUUUCAAAGCGCGCAACCUUAUACUUUUUAAGGAAUUUGUUAUUAAAGUUUGUAAUUUUAACCAACUUGUUUUACAAUAUAUAAUGCACUUUCCACUAAAUUAACAGGUUAUUUACAUUCAAUAUAUGCGCAGUUAGAGUGUGCACGUUCAAACAAAUAAAUACUUAUAGUAUAUUACAGCUUUAUUUAUCAAAAA
Rhagoletis pomonella (apple maggot) is the source of this 1954-nucleotide messenger RNA. It is a transcript of the gene SerRS, whose product is annotated as serine--tRNA ligase, cytoplasmic. Gene Ontology annotation, cellular component: cytosol. The record is from RefSeq and is a predicted model, not a curated record. Gene Ontology annotation, biological process: seryl-tRNA aminoacylation. Gene Ontology annotation, molecular function: tRNA binding; ATP binding; serine-tRNA ligase activity. The transcript has a single exon. NCBI's taxonomy places the organism in Eukaryota, Metazoa, Arthropoda, Insecta, Diptera, Tephritidae. Bases 94 to 1587 code for a protein of 497 amino acids.